Messenger RNA from Neocloeon triangulifer, 1695 nucleotides. RefSeq lists its product as uncharacterized. The transcript is spliced from 5 exons. Bases 46 to 1164 code for a protein of 372 amino acids. The record is from RefSeq and is a predicted model, not a curated record. NCBI's taxonomy places the organism in Eukaryota, Metazoa, Arthropoda, Insecta, Ephemeroptera, Baetidae.
UUAAUUCAGUUUGGUUCCGGACGCCGUUCCGCGCUGGCUGAGAAAAUGGCCUUGCGGACGGUCACCUUGUUUGUCUUUGUAGGGAUUUUCGUCUGCUGCGCCUCAGGAACCAAGUUGCAUAAUUUGCCUUGUUGUCCGGUGGACGAAACCAUAUGUCACGAUUGUACAUCAUCAUUAAAAUGCUACUGCACUUCAUCUCGGAAGGACACCAAUCUCGCUUGUAACAACGGAAAUUUGAAUCUGUACGACGGCAGGAGUGGCAGAUUGAUUUGCCCAAGAGAGAUAUUACCAGAGUGCAAUGGAACGUGCGCAAAAAAUAUAACUCUUGGUGACUGCGGCUGCCCAGAUUGCGUCGCUGCGAUCAGGAAGAAAACUUGCCAAUCUUUUCUGCCAGGACAUCUGGAACCAGCAAUCUCAGGUCGCAGGGGGCCAAAAGACUGCCCAUCCGACCUGAGCAAAUGCCACAGUUGCACAAAUCACCUUGACUGUUUCUGCCCUGCACUUAAUCAAACCAUCAAAAUCGUCUGCAGCUCCUACGGCAACUUCCUCGACCUCUUCAACCCCCAAAGUGGCCUCCCUCACUGUCCACCUGUGAGUCUUGGGUCCACAAACUGCUCCUCCUCGCCCAGUGAUGGCAAACGAGCUUGGUGCCGAAGCCCUGGAUUUUCACCUGAGACAACAACAACUACGACGACGACGUUCUCCACCACCACCACUAAACAAAUCUUUACAGAGGUUGAAACAUCACCGACGACCAAAUGCACCAUUCAAGCCUCAUCUCGGCCAACAACGACAGCAACAACAACAUCGACCAAACCCACUACUCAUCUUGAUUCUUCUACUUCUAGCAGCACUUCUCGUUUCACUGACAAGCAAGUUGAUCCUUCGGACAAAAGUGACAACACGUUGGUGAUUGGUGGCGGCGCCGGUUUGUUGGUGUUGUUGGCGUUGGUUGGCGUCGGCGUCGGUUGUUGGCUGCGCAGACGUCGAGGGUCUGCUGAGGUCGAGUACGCGGAGGAGAACGAGAUGUACGGCGAGUUGCCCAGCAUCCCGAGGACGGCGGCGCCACCACCCGACGACGCCCAAGAAGUCGAGAACGACAUGUACGGCGUCGUGCCGGCGGCCUUCGAGGAGGACAACGAACUCUACGGCACCUUCGCGUGAAAUCAUGAAAGAAACUCUUCAAUUCUGAAAGUUAGGCAACCGGCUGGACACGAGUGUUGUGCGGUUCAGCGUUCCCAGUUUGCAAAAAAAAUAUUCUUGAACUGAAUAAUUUUCAUUUUAAGAAAAAUUUAAAUAUUUUAAUACUUUUAGCUAAUUUUUCUUAUUAAUUGAUAAGAUUGUUAAAUACAAUUUGAUUCUUCUACUUGAAGUUAAAGCAAUAAUUGCCGCUAUUUGUGUAAAUUUUUUUCUUUUGCGAGUUUUUCUUUAUUCGUUGAUUAUGGACAAGAGUGUGAUGAAUGAAAAACAGCAGCUCUGCAGUCUGCAGGCUCAAAAAUGAUCGAGCUAUUUUAAUGUUCCGGAAUUGAUAGCGAGAGAAAAACGUCAAUGAAGUGACUCAGUGCUGUUUAAAAUAAUUACAUGACUCAUGAUAUUAUAUUAUGCAUCCGCUUUGAUAAAUAAUGCGCCAUGUUGUACCAUAUUUGUUCUCUUUUCUGAUAUCUCGCACAACCGCUAUUUAAAUUUAUGCAAUAC